UCGGUAUCAACUCGAGUAGCUCGAGCUCGAGCUCGACUCGACUAACAUCGAGUCGAUUUCGAGUAAUCUUCGAGCCGAUCCCGAGUAGCUCGCGAGCUAGCUCGACUCACUUACACCCCUAUUUCCGCUAUUAGCACAAUGGUAAAGUUAAAAUUUUGAAAUAAUUUUAGUUUCCUGUGAAAUGAGCUCUACAGUAUGUUGAAUUAGACUAGGGAAGCCUCUCCCUAUCCACCCAACCCAUCACAAUUAAUGAUUCUCGAAAUCUAUCAGCAAGUAUGGCCUCCCAGCUGCACAACUUGUGCAAACACGCUACACCACAACCAAAUAUCAAUAUAUAAAUGAGACAACAAGUGCUGAUCGAUUAGAUGAGACAGCAAAAGGCAUGGCGGAGAUGAAGGUGAGCUUGAAGCUGUUGAUCGACACAGGAGCCAAGAGAGUGCUGUUCGCGGAGGCCGGCAAGGACUGCGUCGAUUUCCUCUUCCACAUCCUGUCUCUGCCGGUCGCCACCAUCAUCCGCCUGCUCCAAGCCCAAGGAAUGGUGGGAUCUCUCCCCAACCUCUACAAAAGCUUGGAGUCUCUCAACGACACCUACAUACAGCCGGACAAGAGCAAGGACACCUUCCUCAAACCGGCGCCGCCGGUCUCCAGUUCUUCCGUCCCGCUACUGGCCCUCAAAGAUCCACUCAUCCAAAAGAAUUUUUACAAGUGCGCUCACUGCAACUGCCAUGUCUCCGACGACCCGACCGCGGUCUGCCCCAAAUGCGGCCGGAAAAUGACCGCGAUCGUGGCGUACGUGGCUCCCCCCGCCGUGCAAGUGGCGUCGGAAGACGGCGGGAUUGUGAAGGGGGUGGUGACGUACAUGGUGAUGGACGAUUUGGUGGUGAAGCCUAUGUCUACUAUCUCCAGCAUUACUCUGCUCAACAAGUUCAACGUUAAGGAGGUUGGUGCUCUCGAGGAAAAGGUUGUCAAUUUGGGAAUGAAGGAGGCUAUAAUGUUGUUGAAGACUUCUCUACAGAGUCAGAAGGUUUUGACGGAUGUGUUCUGCUAGAUGAAGCAUCUCUUCUCCAUUUUCUCGUUUUGUGUUUAGUUACCAGUGGGUUGGCAAACUAUGAACCUCUGAGUUCAAUGUUAUGUCAUGUAUGUAGGUAUUUAUCUAUGCGCAGUCUGUUUCGUCCAUGACUCCAUGGGAAUUCUGUUUAAUUAGAACUAGCGUGUUUAUAGUUAAGCUUCUGCAUUUCUAUUUUGUUUUAGAAAAUUCUCAUGACUGAUUGUUCUCCAAUUCAGUUAGUCUGUAAUGUAUAUAGUGUGAUUUUAGUAGACACAAAGACUAGAUUAACUUUCCCUCAAAAAAAGAAGACUAGAUUAUUGGCUUCCC
Messenger RNA from Salvia miltiorrhiza (redroot sage), 1375 nucleotides. RefSeq lists its product as uncharacterized. The coding region runs from base 383 to 1048 and encodes 221 amino acids. The record is from RefSeq and is a predicted model, not a curated record. The transcript has 2 exons. Lineage: Eukaryota; Viridiplantae; Streptophyta; Magnoliopsida; Lamiales; Lamiaceae.